CCUUGAGUCCUGCCUGACGCCAUCAAGCCUCUCUCGGUCUUCUGUGGGGAAAACGUGGGGCUACCUCAUUUACUGUGUGCUGUUGAUUUCUCAUCAAAAUAAGAUCAAGAUAACUGGACCACCUGAGACCCACUCAGCUUGGCAAGGAUGGAGUACAUGCAGGCUCCUGCCUCGAGCAGCCAGGGGAACAUCCUCUGCUGUACCUGUGGUGUCCCCAUUCCUCCUAACCCAGCCAACAUGUGUGUGGCCUGCCUGCGCACUCAGGUAGACAUCUCAGAGGGAAUCCCCAAGCAAGUCACAGUGCAUUUCUGCAAGCAGUGUGAACGGUACUUGCAGCCUCCAGCGACCUGGGUACAGUGUGCUCUGGAGUCCAGGGAGCUGCUGGCUCUUUGCUUGAAAAAACUAAAGAGCUCUAUGUCUAAAGUGCGACUUAUCGAUGCUGGAUUCGUGUGGACAGAGCCGCACUCCAAAAGGAUUAAGAUGAAACUGACCAUCCAGAAAGAGGUGAUGAAUGGCGCCAUCCUACAACAGGUGUUUGUGGUUGAGUUUGUCAUCCAGUCCCAGAUGUGUGACGACUGCCACCGUGUGGAGGCCAAAGACUUUUGGAAGGCCGUCGUUCAAGUUCGUCAGAAGACUGUACACAAAAAGACUUUCUACUAUUUGGAGCAGCUAAUCCUGAAGCAUAAACUCCACCAGAAUACCCUCAACAUUAAAGAAAUACAUGAGGGCAUUGAUUUCUACUAUGGCUCCAAGCAGCACGCUCAGAAGAUGGUGGACUUCUUGCAGUGCACCGUGCCCUGCAGGUCAAAGGCAUCUCAGCGCCUCAUCUCUCAUGACAUCCACUCAAACACAUACAACUACAAGAGCACCUUCUCCAUGGAGAUCGUACCGGUCUGCAAGGACAACGUCGUGUGCCUUUCACCUCGGCUGGCGCAGAGCCUGGGGAACAUGGGUCAAGUCUGCGUGUGCAUCCGUGUCACCAGCACCAUCCAUCUGAUCGACCCCCGCACCCUGCAGAUUGCCGAGGUGGACGGGAGCACAUACUGGCGUAACCCCUUCAACGGUCUCUUCAACCCAAGCCAGCUGGAGGAGUUCAUAGUCAUGGACACUGAGAUCAUCAGAGACCAGAAGCUGGGAGCUGGAGCUGGCAUGAGGUCCAACAAACACACCCUGGCUGAGGUGUGGGUUCAGAAAACAUCAGAGAUGAAUACCAGUCAGCAGUAUCACUGCCGUACAUUCCUGGGCCACCUUCUCAAUAUUGGAGACCUGGUGCUGGGGUUUGACUUUGCCAAUUCCAACAUCAAUGAUGAGUACCUUAAUAAGAUGAACCCUCACCAUGUUCCUGAUGUGGUGCUGAUCAAGAAGAGCUACGACCGCAGCAGGAGAGUGAAGCGCAGGAACUGGAAACUGCAGGAGAUGGCCAGAGACCGUGAAGGCAUGGACACGGAUGAUGAGAGGCAAUAUCAGGACUUCCUGGAGGACCUGGAGGAAGAUGAGGCACUGAGGAAGAACGUCAAUAUCUUCAGAGAUGCGUCAAAGAUCCCGGUGGAGAGCGACACUGAUGAUGACGGAGCACCACGCGUUUCCCUGGCGGAGAUGCUGGAGGAGCUGAGUCUAACGGACGCCACAGGAGGAGAGGGUGCCGACAUGAUGACGGACUAAGCAGACGGCGUUCUGACAUUGUGACGCCGACAGCCGAUUUAUCAAAUAAAGGCCCGUUUACAAUACAACGGUGCAAUUGCACACCGGAUUUAGAACUGUCUGCAAAUUGGGGACUGUUUCAAACACGGACAGAUGAUAUGUUGGAGCAAACAAAUCCAGUGGUGUACUGGUUUAUGAUGGUUAAAACGUACCAACUGUGAGUCAUAAUGGCACUCAGUCAUAUGAAACCUAUGAUAAUUUAUCUCCACGCUCUCUCAGUGGACUUUUAUCCAAACUGGGUCUUCAGAUUCACAUUUUCCUGUCUUUAUAUGAUCCUCUUUGUCAUAUCAGAAUAAUAUGAAAAUGAAGCAGUUACAGCUUCUUUAUCGAAAUAAAUCCUUACCCACACAUUUUCUGCUGGUUUAGAGGCUCUUGUUGUGAAGUGCUUUGCUUUAUUCAUCCACCAGAGGGAGCUUUGUGCUAGGAAGAUAUGGGAAGUAACUCAUUUAAAUGAGGCUGGCAGCAAGCUGAGCAAAGUCUGUUAAUGGUGUAAUUUGGCUACUGUGGGCAAAAUGCAAAUGCUGUCCAGCUGCAACACCUUCAGCCAGCGAGCGUACAGUCUUUGUGAGGCGAGCUAAUUUAAAAACGAAAGUGUAAAAAUGGGCAUUCUUCCCCUCUCUGUUUGAAGCCUGUCACACCAGCAUGUGCUUUAAAUGCAAUACAUGUAAGUCAGCACUUAUUUGUGCCUUCACAGUUCAUUCAAAUCAUGCUGUCAAGUCUAUGCUUAACCCAUUGUGCCACUGUGUUCCUCACAAUUCCUCACUAAUAGUGCUCAACCUGAUCUGGUCUAGAGAAAAAAAAAAAAGCCAAGGCCUCCAAUCACAGGGUUCAUUCUUCUAAACCCAGGAAUAAAAUACAAACAUUGCACAUGCCAACAUUUUCCAGUGAUGUGAAAAACAUGUCGCUUGAUAAUGAUGUUUUUUUCAGAUCUGAAGUGAUGGGGAAACCAUUUUGGACCAUAAUGGCACAUUUAUGACUAGCUCCUAGCUCCUGCUUACUCAAAAGGUGCAAAAAUGUAAAGAUCCAAACAAAUUUUGGAUUUCACUUACCAGAAAUGCUCUUCAGAACAAUUUUUCU
This is a messenger RNA of Pelmatolapia mariae (spotted tilapia), 2778 nucleotides long. RefSeq names its product NMD3 ribosome export adaptor (gene nmd3). The record is from RefSeq and is a predicted model, not a curated record. The coding region runs from base 148 to 1662 and encodes 504 amino acids. Lineage: Eukaryota; Metazoa; Chordata; Actinopteri; Cichliformes; Cichlidae. The transcript has 16 exons. Gene Ontology annotation, cellular component: cytoplasm; nucleus. Gene Ontology annotation, molecular function: ribosomal large subunit binding. Gene Ontology annotation, biological process: ribosomal large subunit export from nucleus.